Mytilus trossulus (common blue mussel) is the source of this 744-nucleotide messenger RNA. RefSeq lists its product as uncharacterized. The transcript has 6 exons. The record is from RefSeq and is a predicted model, not a curated record. NCBI's taxonomy places the organism in Eukaryota, Metazoa, Mollusca, Bivalvia, Mytilida, Mytilidae. Bases 1 to 744 code for a protein of 247 amino acids.
AUGACAGAAGGAAGUCCUCGUGUACCUUCUACAACUACCACUGCAUCAACGACGAUAACAACUCCAACUACUAUCACAACUACUAUCACAACUUCUCCAACUACAACAACAACGACUACCACAACUUCUCCAACUACUACAACAACAACUCCAACUACAACCACAACUUCUCCAACUACUACAACAACAACUCCAACUGCAACCACAACUUCUCCAACUACAACAACAACUAAUACCACAACUUCUCCAACUACUACCAUAACAACUCCAACUUUUACCACAACAACUCCAACUACAACAACUACAACUACUACGAAUCUUCCACCAGCUUCAAUACCUAAACACUUAUCAUUGUCAGACCAAGAUCAGACUGGUGAUGACAUAGUCCCAAUUGUCAUAAUCGUUUGCGGUGGAAUAGGAGGGAUAGUUGUAUGUGUUGCUGUGCUUUUCAUCUGCAUUGUACUCCGACGAAGACGAAAUUCAAAUCAGAAAGACACAAAUGAACAGAAAGAGAACACAGAACUUAAAACGAAUGAACAGGCCGUUCAAUACACCCCAGACCCGGGUGAGGGUGAAACCUCAACUUCAAUUCUGAUCAAACCAAACCCAUCUACAGAUGGAGAGAGUAACGACAAGAACAUGGACCAUGGCAGUAUAAAAGUCAACGAGCUGAAGGAUUAUAUUUCCCAAAGACAUCUGAAUGAAGUGUUGAAAGAUGACUAUAAAAAUACAUUAAUCACUUAA